Molecule: messenger RNA, 924 nt
Organism: Tetrahymena thermophila SB210
Lineage: Eukaryota; Ciliophora; Oligohymenophorea; Hymenostomatida; Tetrahymenidae
Product: patatin family phospholipase
Exons: 1
Biological process (GO): triglyceride catabolic process; lipid homeostasis
Cellular component (GO): lipid droplet; cytoplasm; membrane
Molecular function (GO): triacylglycerol lipase activity
Source: RefSeq, a predicted model, not a curated record
AUGGAUACAUAAAAUUCGAAUACUGAUUCUACUACUACUAUCCCAGUUGUUAAUAUUAAUGAAAACAAUUUUAAAUAUGAAGAGAUUCCUUCUUUAGAUCACCCUGAACCACUUAAGGUUAAGGUAAAUCAAAAAAAAGAAAUUCUCCUAAGCGGUGGUGCUGGAGCUAUAAGCUUUUAAGCAGGAUAUAUGCAUGGAUUGUCAGAGAUAAUUCCACUAGAAGUUUUAAAAGAGUACAGAGUAGGUGGUGUUUCGGCAGGAGCUUGUGUUGCUGGAUUUUUCGUAUUUUCUCUUUAUAGCAAACAUGACAUGAAAUACUGGUUCGAAAAAUGCAUCCGCAAGCUGCUUAAUGUUGUAAGUAAUUCUACUUUUGGAUUUUGGCAGACUACUUCUUUGCUAUCAGAAUUAGCUGCCUCUUCUUACAGAAUCGCUUUAGAGUGUGGUGUUCCUUUGGAUGAAGCUUUCCACUGCUAUAUUUCAUUAAGAAGUGGAUUUAUUGGAUAUAAAAAACACUUGGUCGAUAAAUUCAUCAAUGAGUAACAAUUUGCAGAAGCAAUUACUUGCUCAUGUACAAUCCCUUUUGUGACUUCAUUUAGCUUCUCUAAUGAAUACUAGGGCAAAAAAGCAAUAGACGGAGGAGUCACUAUGGGUAUACCUUUUAGAAAUAAAGAUUCAGAAUGCAUUUUCUUAAACGUUCUCCCCAAGCCAUUCCGCUCUUACCCUAUCGUAAGAGACUUCCCAAAUCACUUAACUACUAUAGAUAUAGCUGAGGACUAUAAUCUUGUAUUCCCUACAGAUUACUGGCUUUGGGAUGAAUAAAAUGCUGAUAAAUAAUUUGUAUAAGGCUAUUUAGCUGCAAAACAUUAGCAAGAUAAGUUGCUAAAAGCUUUUAAUUUAGAAUCUAAGCUCUAACCUGCUUAAUGA